Molecule: messenger RNA, 5750 nt
Organism: Xyrauchen texanus (razorback sucker)
Lineage: Eukaryota; Metazoa; Chordata; Actinopteri; Cypriniformes; Catostomidae
Gene: sack1gb
Product: protein FAM83G
Exons: 5
Coding region: 788-3283 (831 amino acids)
Source: RefSeq, a predicted model, not a curated record
GCGAUACAAACGCACCGCAUGGCUUACAUUACACUACAAACUCAGGACUAAACGUAGAGCAGGAGACAAAACAUUGAAGAAACUGUAAAACUUUCGUUCAAAUCGCAACACUUGUGGCGCUUAUCCGGCAACUUUUGGUUCUUACGCAAAAACGGAUGUAAUGGAGUUUCUGACAAUCUGAUCGUUCUUUUCGGUGAUAUACCGGAUUUAUGCUUUCGUUGGAGAUCCUGAACUCCAUCCGAAAUCUGCCGCGUGUGCGUUAUGCAUGUGUGGUGUGUCUGUGCCCCUCCCGGUCAGGUGACAGAGGUGUGCCUAAUCACUUGAAUCUCUGGAGAUGCUUUGUUCUAUUCUACCUGUCGGUUUAGGGAAAGCUGAUCUCCGGCUCUGCGUAUUGAACUGCGUCCAGUACACAACUAGGACUCGGCUUCUGGCAAAACAUGAUCAAAUAACACCAAAGGCCUCGGACCAAUAGUACAUAUUUCUGGAAACAAUAUCACGUUUAUUUCUAUACGUAAACGUGUUAUUUUGGUGCUUGAAUUAACGCUGAGCCGCGCUAUUUGAGGACAAAAUUGUUUACGAUAUCGUCCAAUUUGGCUCUGCCAUGGAAACCGGUUUAUCGCGGACCGCGAAUUGAAUUUUUAUAGCCCUGGGAACUGAGGGGGGAAACAAAUUUUAGGUUUUAAUUACUUUUCUUUGGUUUGGGUACUUAAAAAAAAUAAAACAUUACCGAAUAAAAUAAUUCGCUCUUUUUAAUUUGCAAAGAAUUCGGAUCGCGUGAGGCAGCAUUAUGGCACACUCACAGGUUCAGUGCCUUGAUGACAAUCAUGUGAACUGGCGUCUAAACGAAUCCAAACCGGAGUUCUUAUACAGCGAGGAACAGCGGCUUGCGCUCGAGGCGCUCAUCACCAAAGGACGCGACGCGUUUGACUGUUAUGUGAAAGAGCACGAACUACGUCCUUUCCUCUCGGAAACGGAGUUGGAGCAACUCCGCAGAACCAUAGAAGAUUACAAACCCGGUUCUGAGCACCAACAACCGUAUGGUAUGACAGAGGGAGAUGACAGUACGGUGUCGUUACAGUACUGGCCCGACCGCUCUGAUAUCUCCUUACCGAAUUUGGACCUCGGAUGGCCCGAUUGUAAUUCUUACCGCGGAGUGACGCGCGUCAACGUGUACACGCAGCCGCCGGUGGACGGACAGGCGCAUAUAAAAGAGGUGGUGAGAAAGGCCAUCGCUCAGGCACAGAAGAUGAUAGCAAUAGUUAUGGAUGUUUUCACCGAUGUGGACAUUUUUAAGGAUCUAAUAGAAGCUGGAUUUAGGAAGAAAGUGGCUGUGUACAUUAUUAUAGACAAUACAGCUGUACAGGACUUCUUACUUAUGUGUGGGAGAGCAAACAUGCACAGAGGACACCUCAGUCAUCUGCGGGUGCGAUGCAUCGGUGGUUUGGAAUUCUACACGCGAUCAGCUCAGAAGCUUCGUGGCUCACUGAGUCAGAAAUUCAUGUUUGUGGAUGGAGACCGUGCUGUGUCUGGAUCAUACAGUUUUACAUGGACUGCUUCCCGUCUGGAUCGUAACAUCAUAACAGUCAUGACAGGUCAGGCUGUGGAGACCUUUGACAAGCAGUUCCGUGAGCUGUACCUGAACUCUCGCGGGGUCAUCCUAUCCAAGAUCCCACUGGCAGACCCACCAGAGCCUGAGCCUGUCAUAAUCACUGUUCCUCCCCCUGUUUCAGCAACUGUCGCAAGAAAACUCAUUAACCCCAAAUACGCACUGGUAAAUGUGGAUGCAUCAACCAAAGCCUCUUCGGACAAAGCUAGAGCCAGCAAUAAGUCCCCGAAUCCAAUGGUCCAGAUUAAGAAGCCCAAACGUGAAUUACCGGAGGGACCACCAAUGCAUCCAGGACUUGCAGGUUUGUUAAAGGCAGAUCUCAUUUCCUACUUGCCCAUCUGGCCUGAGCCAGACCCACCCAGCGAUGUUAUUGGGUUUAUUAAUAUUCGUGACACAAGCAAGCCAGCACCGGUGCAUUUAAUGCGCUCGCAGAUGUGUGGAACAUCGCAAGCAAUCCGCUUCAAAGACCCUUUCUUCUCCCCACCUGAGGAACUUCCAGAAAAGGCAAUUCCCCGACCUAAAGUAACACUUUCUUCUAAAACUGAUACUGUAAAUGCAAACAUUCAAUCAAGUACCCAGCCUCCGAAAGAUAUUCAACCAAAUACUAAUUCUAGCAGCAUUCAUCAAGAUGCACCAGUUUGUAUCUCCCAUUUGUCAACCACCCAAUUGCAGGAGCCCAAUCCCAACCCUACUCCAGAAGAGCAGCAGCCAAACCCUAAACCCAUGCUUUCCUCUUCAGAGAACCAACCUGCUUCAGUACCACCCAUUCCCAAGCCUCGCACCUUACAGGUUGUGGUUAAUACACCUGAGGGAUCUGGAGAUGCAGAGAUCAGUUUAGUUAAAAGAGAGAAGAUCCAGACAAUGAACUCAAAGGGUAAAAGUAGGGGCACUCAUGGAAAUGAUACUGACAGCAUUAUUGUGACUUGUUCAGAUUCAUUAAAGGAUGAGAAUUCCUCAACUUCAGAAGAGUAUUUUGAGUGCACAGACUCUGGUAGCUCAAGUCCUAACGACAAGCUCUCUAACGGAAUGAUAACGGGUUCUGGUCGCUUUGUAGACCACAGCCAUGACACGCUUAAUUUGAUGGCGAGGUUCUCUCAAUCUAUGGUGGACUUGCGAUCAGAUGGCUUCGAGCAAGAGCUACAAAGUACUGCUGAGAAGAAUCUCCUGAACACGCAGAACAAAGGCAAAGCAAAGUUUUAUCAACUGGUCUCCAGGUCACCAGUUCGAGACUCUUAUGGCCGGGCCAAAGUUGUGAUUGCUAAACCUGGAGUGUUCCACAGACCCCCUAAAAGCUGCGGCCAUGUCAUCGGAGGUCACAGGUAUUGGCAGGGAAAGAUAUUUGCCUCUGAACGUCCCCCAAGUGGAUCAGGACAACAAAACCCAAAUCGCACUGGUCGGUCUCCUAGAAGACACAGCCCUGCCUAUAAAAUAGAAGGACUGCAAACCAGCCAAUCACCUAUUCAUCGGCUCAAACACUCAAACUCCUGCUCUCCCACUCAGCGGACCUCUCAAACGAAAUCUCCAUCGCCCCGGAGACAAGUUGAGACUCGUACACCCUUAGGAAUCUCCCUUUCCAAACUCUCCCACUUCAAACACCUUCGGGGGAGGGUUCCAGUGAACACCGCUGGUUUUGGCUUGGAGGAUAAAUUUGUGUCGCAUGGACAAAAUGAAAAGUGAUUUAUGAUCCACCCCCCAAACCCAAAAAAACAACUACUUUGUAUUGAUUACAAAGGUAUGAAUGUGCAAUGAUGUAGCCACCAGUUUUCAUUGGCAUAGACUUAGAAUCCUUUAAACUGGAAUUUAACUGGAUCUUCAAUCUGACACCAGUGUUACGUUCAAAAAACAGUGAAGUUUCCAAACUCAACGCACAGAGCUGGACAGUAUAUCUGUGUGUGGAAAUAAAAGUUCCACACUUGUUACAAACAGCCUGACUCUUUGUUGUCAUGUGCUUAUGAGUAAUCUGGACUGCAAGACAUUUGGUGGUGGAUUUGUGGCCAUGGUGAUGGCAAUUUCACAUUCACGUCUAUAUUGACUAACAGUGUUUUAGAUUGAGAAAUGGCUAAGGUUGGAAAUGGCUAAGAUACAAACCUGACCAACACACUAAGGUAAUUUUACAAAUUCAUAGACAUUUGCACACACAUACACACACUAAUAUUGCGUGUUUUGAAUUUUCAAUUUCCUUUCCUUCUAAUACUUAUGGCUUAGCGAUAAAACAAUGUAGUUACUUAUCAAGAAAAAAUACAUUCCUUGAUAUCGAUGAUAAACUUUUGAGUAAUUUUCUAUAUUUGGAAUAUGUUCUACAUGUAUGCUAUGUUAAAUCACGAGCCGUUCAGCAAAGUUAUACACACAACUAACUAACUGAAUCACAGUCAUUAAAUCAGCUGGUUAGGGAGUAUUAGCUGGCUAGCAUCUACACAGCCCUGCUGUCAUAAAAACCAGUACUAAGGCUAGGUAGCUAGCAACUAGCUAUCCAGCUAAUAUGAUAUUGUUGUGUACCGAACAAGACAGCACUGACAAUGUAAUACAGCUAUUGACUGACCACAACAGCAACAUCAUUGCUGUAUAUUUGGUACUAUUUAGUUAAAAGUGUUUUAAUGAUCCAUAGCGCUGUCACGUCUGCUUAUUUAAAAAAAAAGGCAAGACAUUAUUUCUAAUUGUGACGUUUAUUAGCGGUUGGCAGUCCAGCUUAUGGUGCAUUACCAACACCUUCUGAGCUGGAGUGUGGACCAUCACAAGAAAGUCAUUUAGUGGAAUUAACCGUUUGCUGAAGAUGAUGAUAUUGACGAAAUUUCAUCGAAAAAGUUGUUUGCAUUUAUUUUUGAGGUCUAACAAACUUUUGGAAUGAAUUCCCUUCCCCAUUAAUGGUAUGAAAUGUAUAUUGUGAUAAUUGUUGAUAUUGAACGAUAUGAAAAUAAAUGUUGUAAUAAUAUUUUUGGCCAUAUCGCCCAGCCCUACUAAUACCUCACAUUGUCAUUUCUUGCCAUAGUUUAAAGUUUAUUUCAAAUUCAGUUGACAUCUCAAACAUUUUGCACAUUUUACAGCAACCAGUCUGAAGCAAAGGUACAAGUUGAGCUCAAACAACAUCAUUUGUGGCAUAAUGUUGACUAACACAAAAGAUAAUUUUGACUUGUCCCUCAUAUAUAUAUAUAUAUAUAUAUAUAUAUAUAUAUAUAUAUAUAUAUAUAUAUAUAUAUAUUUAUGUAGUUGCGUAAGGUGCAAAAGUCAUGGUUAUGGUAAGGCAAAAGCAUUUGAAGUGAAUGGGGCCAGUCCAUAAUCCAUAAAAUGAUUUCAAAAUUAUAGCCAACAUGAUGUAAACAUUUAUGUUAACAUAAUAUUAGUGUGAUAAAAUCAGGAAUUUAUCAGCAUUACAGGGUUUACCACCUUUACCUCGUCUGAUAAUAUUGGUUAUCUGUAUUAUUGGAUAAUUCUUUACACAGAUAAGGUUAGUAAGUGAUUUAAUCACACUUAAAUCAUGUUAAAAUAUAUAAUGUUUAUGCCUAGUUUUGAAGCAGUGUGUAUUGUAGCAUUUAUGGACCAUUCACUUCCAUUGUGCUUUACUAUAACUUAUGGUGGUAAUCAAUAUUAUGCCACACAUGCUGUCGACUGAGCUUAACUUGUAUUGGACCUGGAAUAUUUCUUUAAAAUGCUAGUCUGCACACACUGAUUACUACAGAUUCUGUAGUCUACUUGAAUAAUUUAGAAACUUUUUAAAUGGACACUUGAUUCAAUUUGCUUUGUUAAUAUAUACCUGUAUGGCAUGCUUAAAAGGUUGUACUGAUCUGUGCCUUACUGUUGAUUGUUCAGCCAAGAAAACAUUGUAAAUAUGUCUUUCUAAAAAAAGUAUUUCUUUCAUGGAACACAAAAGUAGAUGUUAGGCAGAAUGACGGCCUCAGUCACCGUUCGCUUUUAUUGAGAGUUGAAAAACAUAUGGCAAUGACUGAAGUCCAGGGAUGGAAAAAAAAUCAAGGCUUAAUCAGUUCCAGUAUCUUUACAACUGCAGUCUUUGUGGCGAGAGAAAAAAAAAAAAAGAUGCAAUAAAUUGCUUAUUGCCAAUGCAAAUCACAAUGCAAAAUGUGUUUGCAGUACUGUCCUCUGUGUGGGUUUUUUACAAUUUGGGAAAACCAGGGUUGGCUUAUUAUCUAUU